AUGGCAAGUGGAAACAUACUCAUGGAUCUCACUCCAAGAACAGACAGGCAAAAAGAUCACAGAAUUAAUAAGACUGCAGAAGCAACAUGGCAGCAUGCAUAUCCCCCAACUCCAAUCAUCAAGUUGCCUUGUGCCGGGCCAAACCGCGCCCGUGCCCCGUCCCGCACGUUGGGUGAAGCUGGGGUCGACGGAGGAUUUGUGCAGCCGUGCCGGAGGGGGAGCUCGGAGGAGGAAGCAGCCACCGUCCGCCCGCAGGAGGGCCGGCAGCCGCUGCCAGGGGAAGGCAGCAGAAAGCGGGUGGAGCCCAAGGCUUUGCUCAGUGACAGCGCUUGCUGCGCUUGUCACGUCGAAGUUUUGGAAUACCCAGCCCUCCAAACCCGUGUAACUGGCUGCAUGCCUUGGUUUCCCAGCCUCCCUACACACCGCAUCUCCGAUGGACAACAGUGCCGUGUACGUCGCUAUCACAGAUGGAGUAAUGUUGGAUCUACUGGGACAGCAGGCAGAGUAGUUACAGUGGCAAUGAAGAUCUCUGCUCCAGCUGGCUCCAUCUUCAACACUGAAACAUGGAACAGUCUCUGGAGAAUCUACAACAUGAAUCUUCCAGAGCUGACAGUCAGCACAGUCCAUGUCAGAAAAACUGCCAAAGGUUUCAGGAAAGCGAAGCCUACAGUAUCACCUCAUGGAACUUUGUAUCUGGUUUCUCUGACCUAUGAAAAAGAUUUGAUGUAAACUCUUACACAGAAGCUCAAGAGUCCUUUUCGAUAGCUUGCUGCUGCCCAAUCACUGCAAAGAACUAUUUAAAAAAAAAAACCCCAGAACAUCUAGUCUUUUACACAACUAUAGAUGUUUCUUUUGUGGGCAUUUUAGGUAAACUGGUAAGUUUUUGGAAGAUCGCUCACAUUGACAGAGCUGUUGAAGUGCUCAGGUAACCACUGAAACCAAGCUGUUUUUCAAGAGCAGCAAAAAUAGAGCAAUAGAGAAAGGGAGUCAAUGUGCCCUGCGAUCCUUUGGAUGUGGAAACCUGCCCAUCGCUCAUGAGCCCCUCGUUGCCUAUGAGGAGGAUAAUCCCCUGCGAGAAGGUUUGUUGCCCUGUUUUGAAAGACCUUGCUUAGUCUGUAUCUGUAACACUGAGAUCCAAUUCUUUCAAGAUUGGCAUAAGCUAAUAGCAAUUUUCCUUGGGUUUGGCCCAUGUUCACUGGUCUCAGAAUGAGUCAAAAGGCAACAAGCUUGGGGAAAUGCUACUAUAAAAUAGGCUUUACAUCUAUAUACAGGGUCACCCGAGAUGUCUGCUGCCUUUCAGACAAGGCUGAUCAUAGG
This is a messenger RNA of Egretta garzetta (little egret), 1317 nucleotides long. RefSeq lists its product as uncharacterized. The transcript is spliced from 3 exons. The coding region runs from base 1 to 729 and encodes 242 amino acids. The record is from RefSeq and is a predicted model, not a curated record. NCBI's taxonomy places the organism in Eukaryota, Metazoa, Chordata, Aves, Pelecaniformes, Ardeidae.